GAUUUUUCUUCCUUAUACGCAUGCGCUAUAGUGGCAUCGCGUUUGUUAAGCGUGAUUUUUAUUUAAAUUCAAGAAUAAUUCUUUUAUUGUACUUAUACUUACAGACCCGUGAUGUGUCUUUGACUACUGAAUAUUUGCAGUCAAAAAUAUUAAGAUUGUGCGACGAAAAUAGUGUUAAUAAAAUAAUAGGAUAAUUUUUCUUUACUAUAGAUUACAAAUAUAUUAAUAAAUACUAUAAAGGAAAAAAUUGGGACAAUUGGUUGAUUUUAUAUGCUAUGCCAAAAUCAUUUUUGGUAAAAAACUGUCAAAUAAAUAUGGAGUUAGAGUCGGCAUUAGACCAUAAUAGUGCUUUUUCGGUGGUUUCACCAAAAAUCAAAGAGUACGAGACCGCAAUGAACCUGACAAUACCACACCGUGUACCACCGUCAACGUCGCCUAUAUUGACGUCACCAAUAACGCCGCGAAACACGCUCGCCGCGCAUGCCAGCCCCGUAAGUUCAAGGUCAUCUUCAUCCCCGGUACCGGAUGUAGACAAUGAAGUUUCCCACAAUAGGGAAGCUGGGAAAAUACGACCAUUCCGGCCGUGGCUGAGUGUUAAAGAUGACGUGGAGAACAAAGAUACUGAAGAAAAUGAAGAUAUGAAUGAAAAUAAAAAUUCAGAUGAUGAGCACGUGAGUAAAACAAGAAAUGGCCUGCAAGAUCCGAAGCUGUGUCUGGCUGAAAUUUACCGCUAUAAUUUACUACAAGGAAUCUACAGAAAUCCCUUUAACAUAUUUGCAAUGGCUAGAUCAAACGUGCCAAACUUUUGGACGGACCCACGAAUGUACCCAUACCUCUGUGCUAAAGGACUGGCUAAUUUUAAUUUAAAUAUGGGAAUGAAUCAAGCUGGAUUUAACAUGAACUAUGACAGUCCGGUUGUAGAGGCUCAAAUACCCCACCCUAUGUCUGAAUUCGGAUCCUAUGAGAAGGGUACCUACGAAUGUGUAAAAUGCAUGAAACAAUUUAGCACACCGCACGGGUUAGAAGUGCACGUGCGGCGGUCACACAGCGGUAGGCGCCCGUAUGCGUGUGACGUUUGUAACAAAACAUUUGGUCACUCUGUUAGCUUGACACAGCACCGAGCAGUUCAUACACAAGAAAAAAGUUUUCAGUGUCAACAAUGUGGUAAAUCGUUCAAGCGUUCCUCAACAUUAUCAACCCAUCUCCUGAUACACAGUGACACAAGACCAUACCCGUGUCCCUACUGCGGUAAACGUUUCCAUCAGAAGUCAGACAUGAAGAAGCAUACAUAUAUACAUACUGGUGAAAAGCCAUACAAAUGCAGCCAUUGCGGUAAGGCAUUUAGUCAAAGUUCCAACCUCAUUACACAUUGCCGAAAACAUUCCGGAUUUAAACCUUUUACCUGUAAAACAUGUGGCCGGGCGUUCCAGCGUAAAGUCGACCUAAGACGUCACCUUGAGACUCAACAUGGUGAAGAAAAAACAACUUCAGAUUUAUUUCCGGUUCAGACUGUGUCACGUGAUUCAAUGAUCAACUCCGACUACAGUCAUGCGCAUGCACAUGCGCACAGACAAGUGCUGGUUUCGUGAACAAUUACCGGAAAUCAUAAUUCGGGUUAAACCUUUAACAUUGCGUAAUCGUUAGUGUAGAAUUCAUUGGUCACAGCAGGCAAGAGACCAAAGGCGGUUUGAAAAUAAUCAACAGUUCAGAAGUAUGGAAAUUGUUAUUAGCAUAUUAUUAAUAAGACAAAUAUUUUUUUUCUUCCUCUUUAACCAUUCCAUGGUCAUAUUUUUGCACUCGAAUCGUGAAAUCUGUAACAGUUUUGCACUACACAUCUAGAAUUUUUAUCACUGCACUUUCUUUCUGCACUUUCUGCCUUUUUAUGAUUGACAAUACAAAAAUAGAAAUUUAUAACACUGAAUAUUUAGUAUAUUUUCGGAUAAGUCUUUGGAGGAAAACUUCUUAAUCCCGCUACAGAUAAUGUCAUAAUUUAAUGAAGGAAUAUACAUGUAUUUAUAUUAGCUAUAUCAUAUUAUCUCCUUCCACUCUAUCUUUCCUUUCAUUUUCUGAUCAACGUGUUUGACCUUGAUUAUAUAAAAACUAACCAACGAAUCUAGUUGAUUUAAUUCAACACGUGUUUAGAUUUAUUUAAAUAAUGUUUUUGACAUAUGAGGAAAAUAUGAGUCACUUUGCGAUGUUUUCUAUGAAAGCUUACUGUUUCGCAACAAUCAUAAAAUUUCUUAGCAGUGAAUAUAUAUUCUAUAUCACACCCAGACGUUACUAAGAAUAUUUUGAAAUGUCUCAGUGUUCAGUCUGUCAAUAAAUGAACUAUGCUCAGCUAUAGUCUGUAUAUGUAAGAGUCUUGUCGGUUUUGUGUAUUAUAUUUUAAGUUUGGAUCCGGGAAAAUUUAUCAUAUUUUAUCAUAAUUAUGUGCUAUUUAUUAAUUUUUUUAAACGACAUGUUUCUUAUUCUUCAUAUUAAUAUACUAUUUAUGGUUAUGUUUUUUUAUUCUAAUAAAAUGUAUAAAUUUGA
Messenger RNA from Ruditapes philippinarum (Manila clam), 2532 nucleotides. RefSeq names its product zinc finger protein 684-like. The record is from RefSeq and is a predicted model, not a curated record. Lineage: Eukaryota; Metazoa; Mollusca; Bivalvia; Venerida; Veneridae. Gene Ontology annotation, cellular component: nucleus. Bases 276 to 1589 code for a protein of 437 amino acids. The transcript is spliced from 5 exons.